AUGGUGGACGAAAAAGUUCGGUAUGAGGAGUUGCCCAUUCCGACAUACGAAGAAGCCACCGCAUCACAGUCCGGAUCCUCGCAUCUGGGACCCGAACACUCAAGCGAUGACCUAGAGAGGCAGGGCCUUCUACAAAAUGAAGAAUCCAAUGAUAGUCUGCCCAACCGGUCGCGUACAACCCGUAAUGGAGGCUAUCAACCACCGACUGUGGAGUCUGCCCGCUCUAGUAUCGACUACCUCGCCUCUUCAGCUUCAGGUUCCGCCCGCCAGUCGGAAGAGGAUCUACGACGCGAGAUACACCAGAUGGACGUGGAUGAUUCCGGCUCAUCAUCUCGAACUCGUCGCCCUCUAUUCAGUCGCCGAUUCUCGAAACACUUCGCGAACCCUUUUUCCAACUUGACCAAAACCUUGUCAUCGAUACAGCUACCUUUUCGAAAUGCCUUUCCCCACUUUCAAUUUCCCUGGCGAUUUUGGCGAGUGCGGAUUAAUGAAGACGGAUUUGCUUGCAUGCUGUUUCUCCGGCUCUUUGGUCUUUUCAUUCUCGUCUUUCUCAUCUACCUCGUAUUUGUUUCCGAUAUCUUCGCCGUCGGCAGUCGAUUCAACAUGGGACAAUCAUAUACAGCAGCAUCUGUCGAGAGUUUUGUUCAAAGUCACAUCAACGAAACCAAUAUUGCCAACAAUCUCCAGAAAGCGACUCAGUUUGCACAUAUAGCAGGAACAGAGGGCAGUUAUGUGCUUGCGGAAUGGAUUGAACAAGAGUUCAUAAAUGCAGGAUUGGAAGAUGUUGAGAUGGAAGAAUUUCAAGUAUACCUGAACUAUCCACGGCCUGACGGUCGCCGUGUUGCCAUUGUCGACCCGCCGGAGUUAGCAUGGCAAGCUGCGAUUGACGAGCCGCAAAUUUAUAAUGAUCCGAGGCGACAACAGACACUUGUCUUCCAUGGCCAUUCCAAGUCAGGAAACGUGACUGGUCCAUUGGUUUACGCCAAUUACGGAUCUCAGGACGAUUUUAAACGACUUGCAGAUAGCGGCAUCUCUGUCGAGGGUGCCAUUGUAUUAGUUCGAUACUACGGUACUCAGGGUGACCGUGCACUUAAAAUCAAGGCGGCGGAACUUGCAGGCGCAGCCGGAUGUAUCAUAUAUUCUGACCCAGCAGAAGAUGGAUUUAUCAAGGGACCAGCCUACCCUGAUGGUCGCUAUAUGCCAAGUCUCGGCGUUCAACGCGGAGGCGUGAGCUUGAUGUCGUGGGUUGUUGGAGAUGUCCUAUCUCCGGGAUUCGCAUCGACACCCAAUGAGAAGAACAGAUUAUCGCCAGAAGAUAGUCCGGGUUUGGUUCUCAAGGGCCAUGGGUCGAAAGUACCAGCAGACUGGGUGGGCGGAGUACCCGACAUCUCUGAGUGGUGGACCGGUGAUUUAUCUUCACCAAAGGUCAACUUGAUGAAUCUGCAGGAUGAGGUCGAACGUCAGCCGAUUUACAAUGUUCUAGGUCGCAUCACGGGGUUGGAGCAACCAGAAAGGAAGAUUAUCGUUGGCAAUCACCGAGAUUCUUGGUGCUUUGGUGGAGUCGACCCCGGUAGCGGCACAGCUACUUUCCUUGAGAUUGUUCGCGUUUUCGGAGAGAUGAGAAGCGUUGGAUGGCGGCCUCUUCGAACUAUUGAAUUUGCGAGCUGGGAUGGCGAAGAAUAUAACCUCAUUGGUUCUACAGAGCAUGUCGAGAAGGAAAUCGACAGACUUCGAGCUAAUGGUUUUGCAUACCUCAAUGUCGAUGUCGGCGUUAGUGGUAAUUCAUUUGAAGCCGCCGGGUCACCAGUUUUUCAGCGACUCCUUAACACCGCGAUGGGCCGGGUUGGGGAUGAGGCAGCUAAUAAAACACUCAAAGAGAUUUGGGAUGAACAAGGAAAGCGACUAGAAGGGCUAGGCGCUGGUAGUGACUACGUGGCUUUUCAAGAUAUAGCCGGUACUUCCAGUCUCGAUUUUGGGUUUGGCGGAGCGCCUUUUCCUUACCACAGCUGUUACGAGAACUACGAGUGGAUGGCUAAAUUUGGAGAUCCGGAUUUCCGAUAUCAUAGAAUGUUGGGCGAACUGUGGGGAUUGUUGCUCUUGGAGCUUGCAGAUAGCCCUAUUCUUCCUUUUGACCUGGAAGCAUACUCUGCUGAUUUCAGGGGCUACAUCGAUAACCUCCAAGAGUACGCGGCAUCCAAAGGUGUCCCGCUAAAGACUGCGUCAGACACGUCACAGGCGAGGACCGAGACCGUCGAUCUCAAAUCUUUAUAUGAUGCGGCGGAAGUUUUCAAGACGAAUGCUGCCGAUUUCCAGGCAUGGGAGCAAGUCUGGUAUAGCGCCGUAUACGGAUCGGGCGGAUUCGAGAGUAACAUUAUGGGUGCCCGGCGUAUCGAACACAACAACCGUUUAGCUAAAUUUGAGACCAACCUAUUAGACUUGUCUCAAGGUGGUGGUGUGCCCAAUCGAACCCAAUUCAAGCACGUCCUGUUUGCACCCCAGACUUGGUCCGGAUACGACGAAGCCUUCUUCCCAGCUAUCCGCGAUGCUAUCGACGCCGGAGACUGGAAUGCGACUCAACUCUGGGUCAAUCGUGUUGCAGACAUUGUUACGCAAGCGAGUGUAAAUCUGAACGUAUAA
Molecule: messenger RNA, 2637 nt
Organism: Talaromyces amestolkiae
Lineage: Eukaryota; Fungi; Ascomycota; Eurotiomycetes; Eurotiales; Trichocomaceae
Exons: 3
Coding region: 1-2637 (878 amino acids)
Molecular function (GO): carboxypeptidase activity
Source: RefSeq, a predicted model, not a curated record